AUGAACGAUACUCAUAAUUAUCUUCCAUUUUGUCGUUCAUCGUUUUCUAAUAGUAUCAUAUCAGAGGAUCAUGGUGAAUACGAUCAUCAUUACUGGUCUCCUAUUUCAUCACUUACGAAAUCAUGUGUGAUAUGUAGACGAAAAAGUUUAUCACGAACAUUAAUUAUUCGAAGAGAAUCACACACCUCAAAUGAUAAUACACCAAUGCAAAAUAUAAAUUUAAAAGUUGUUAAAUCUUAUCAUAGCCUGAUAUGUCUAUGGUGUUCAGAAGAGUGUCAUCGACGAUGUUGGAAAAAUGUCAACGCCAAUGAUGAUGAUGAUAAUAAAUGUUAUUAUGGAAAGAAUAUUAUUGUUCGUCCACAGUGGUUACAUCGCGUUGAAAACUCUUCAGUAGGUUUCCAAGCACGAUUUCCAGAUAACAUUGAUGCGAGUAAUUCAUCGUUGACACCUCUAAUUGUCUUUAUAAACAAACUUUCGGGUGGUCAAAAAGGCGAGAUUAUCUAUAAUAAACUUAUACGUUUAUUAAAUCCACGUCAAGUUUUUCUCCUCGAAAACGAUGCAACUAUAAUGCAAGCUUUGGAUAUAUAUUCAUCUCUUCAUAAUACUCGUAUUUUGGUUUGUGGUGGUGAUGGAACAGUUGGAUGGAUAUUGAGCACUUUAGCAAGAAGAUUUUCAUCACUUGAUAAUCCUCCAGUAGGUAUCUGUCCUAUAGGUACAGGUAACGAUUUAUCACGUGUGUUGAACUGGAGUUGGACUUACAGUACGAAACGAUUAUUAACCACGCUUUUACAAAUUUCUAAUGCUAAACCUAUUGCACUCGAUCGUUGGCAAGUUGAUUUUGAAUCAUUAACGAGCAUUAAUCCUAUUGAAGAGACUGGAAUUAUUCGUCGAUGUUUACCACAUUUUCUCGAUCAUCCAAGGUUUGUUCGUGAAACCAAUCUACUAUCUUAUCAAAAUUAUCAAAAACCUCUCAAUGUUCGAUUUACUAAUUAUAUUUGUUUUGGAUUAGAUCCAGCUGUAGUAUUGGAUUUUCAUGAUAAACGAAUGCGUGAUCCAUCGAAAUUUACAUCACCAAUGAAAAAUAAACUUAUUUAUCUCAAUAUUGGUAGACAAUAUUUUAGAGAAUUUGCUUUAUGGAGAGCAUGGAAUUUAAGAUCAUAUAUGAGAAUUGUUUGUGAUGGUCAAGAUAGAACAAAUUCAUUACGUCAUUGUCAUAGUCUUAUUCUAUUAAAUAUUCCAAGUUAUGGAUCAGGUACUCAUCCUUGGAGUAGAACGUAUCAAAAGAAUAUAUCGAUACAAAACAAAACCAAGAAAUUCAAUCAGAUCAAUUCGAAUACAUUUCAAGAUAUAGAUCCACCUGAUUAUAGCUAUGACAGAUGUAAAUUUGCAAGAGAAAAUAUAUCCAAUACUAUUGAAUCAUCUGCAGCAUCUCUUACUAAUGAUCAGAUCGGAAGACAAAGUAUUGAUGAUCACAUACUUGAAGUUGUUGGAUUAGACUCAAUACAGAUGGCAUUAAUUCAUAUUGGUUUUCUAGGUCAUCGUAUUGCUCAAUGCAGUCAAGUACGAAUUGAACUCCUUCAUUCAAUGCCUGUACAUAUGGACGGAGAUCCAUUCUAUCUUCCUCAAAACACCGCAAUCAAUGUUACUCAUGCAGGACAAGUUUUAGUUUUGUCAAAUAACAAUAAAUAG
This is a messenger RNA of Rotaria sordida, 1689 nucleotides long. Lineage: Eukaryota; Metazoa; Rotifera; Eurotatoria; Philodinida; Philodinidae. The record is from the annotation of a GenBank genome assembly.